Gorilla gorilla gorilla (western lowland gorilla) is the source of this 2804-nucleotide messenger RNA. It is a transcript of the gene BTG2, whose product is annotated as BTG anti-proliferation factor 2. Gene Ontology annotation, cellular component: nucleus; cytoplasm. The record is from RefSeq and is a predicted model, not a curated record. The transcript is spliced from 2 exons. NCBI's taxonomy places the organism in Eukaryota, Metazoa, Chordata, Mammalia, Primates, Hominidae. Gene Ontology annotation, biological process: negative regulation of cell population proliferation. Bases 169 to 645 code for a protein of 158 amino acids.
GCGACCAAUGAGCGCCGCCGCCGGCUGCCCCCCCACCUCCCUGGACCUCCUGAAAAACGCUGCCCGGGGAAAGUCCGGGCAGAGCCCGAGCAGCGGCCAGGGUAACGCUGUCUUGUGGACACGCACUUCCCACCCGAGACCGCUCACUGAGCCCGAGCCGCGCGCGACAUGAGCCACGGGAAGGGAACCGACAUGCUCCCGGAGAUCGCCGCCGCCGUGGGCUUCCUCUCCAGCCUCCUGAGGACCCGGGGCUGCGUGAGCGAGCAGAGGCUUAAGGUCUUCAGCGGGGCGCUCCAGGAGGCACUCACAGAGCACUACAAACACCACUGGUUUCCCGAAAAGCCGUCCAAGGGCUCCGGCUACCGCUGCAUUCGCAUCAACCACAAGAUGGACCCCAUCAUCAGCAGGGUGGCCAGCCAGAUCGGACUCAGCCAGCCCCAGCUGCAUCAGCUGCUGCCCAGCGAGCUGACCCUGUGGGUGGACCCCUAUGAGGUGUCCUACCGCAUUGGGGAGGACGGCUCCAUCUGCGUCUUGUACGAGGAGGCCCCACUGGCCGCCUCCUGUGGGCUCCUCACCUGCAAGAACCAAGUGCUGCUGGGCCGGAGCAGCCCCUCCAAGAACUACGUGAUGGCGGUCUCCAGCUAGGCCCCUCCGCCCCCGCCCUGGGCGCCGCCGUGCUCAUGCUGCCGUGACAACAGGCCACCACAUACCUCAACCUGGGGAACUGUAUUUUUAAAUGAAGAGCUAUUUAUAUAUAUUAUUUUUUUUUAAGAAAGGAGGAAAAAAAACCAAAAGAUUUUUUUUAAGAAAAAAAAUCCUUCAAGGGAGCUGCUUGGAAGUGGCCUCCCCAGGUGCCUUUGGAGAGAACUGUUGUGUGCUUGAGUCUGUGAGCCAGUGUCUGCCUAUAGGAGGGGGAGCUGUUAGGGGGUAGACCUAGCCAAGGUGAAGUGGGAGACGUUUGGCUAGCACCCCAGGAAGAUGUGAGAGGGAGCAAGCAAGGUUAGCAACUGUGAACAGAGAGGUCGGGAUUUGCCCUGGGGGAGGAAGAGAGGCCAAGUUCAGAGCUCUCUGUCUCCCCCAGCCAGACACCUGCAUCCCCGGCUCCUCUAUUACUCAAGGGCAUUCAUGCCUGGACUUAAACAAUACUAUGUUAUCUUUUCUUUUAUUUUUCUAAUGAGGUCCUGGGCAGAGAGUGAAAAGGCCUCUCCUGAUUCCUACUGUCCUAAGCAGCUUUUCUUGAAAUCAUGACUUGUUUCUAAUUCUACCCUCAGGGGCCUGUAGAUGUUGCUUUCCAGCCAGGAAUCUAAAGCUUUGGGUUUUCUGAAGGGGGAGGAGGGAACUGGAGGUUAUUGGGGUUAGGAUGGAAGGGAACUCUGCACAAAACCUUUGCUUUGCUAGUGCUGCUCUGUGUGUAUGUGUGGCAAAUAAUUUGGGGGUGAUUUGCAAUGGAAUUUUGGGACCCAAAGAGUAUCCACUGGGGAUGUUUUUUGGCCAAAACUCUUCCUUUUGGAACCACAUGAAAGUCUUGAUGCUGCUGCCAUGAUCCCUUUGAGAGGUGGCUCAAAAGCUACAGGGAACUCCAGGUCCUUUAUUACUGCCUUCUUUUCAAAAGCACAACUCUCCUCUAACCCUCCCCUCCCCCUUCCCUUCUGGUCGGGUCAUAGAGCUACCGUAUUUUCUAGGACAAGAGUUCUCAGUCACUGUGCAAUAUGCCCCCUGGGUCCCAGGAGGGUCUGAAGGAAAACUGGCUAUCAGAACCUCCUGAUGCCCUGGUGGGCUUAGGGAACCAUCUCUCCUGCUCUCCUUGGGAUGAUGGCUGGCUAGUCAGCCUUGCAUGUAUUCCUUGGCUGAAUGGGAGAGUGCCCCAUGUUCUGCAAGACUACUUGGUAUUCUUGUAGGGCCGACACUAAAUAAAAGCCAAACCUUGGGCACUGUUUUUUCUCCCUGGUGCUCAGAGCACCUGUGGGAAAGGUUGCUGUCUGUCUCAGUACAAUCCAAAUUUGUCGUAGACUUGUGCAAUAUUUACUGUUGUGGGUUGGAGAAAAGUGGAAAGCUACACUGGGAAGAAACUCCCUUCCUUCAAUUUCUCAGUGACAUUGAUGAGGGGUCCUCAAAAGACCUCGAGUUUCCCAAACCGGAUCACCUUAAGAAGGACAGGGCUAGGGCAUUUGGCCAGGAUGGCCACCCUCCUGCUGUUGCCCCUUAGUGAGGAAUCUUCACCCCACUUCCUCUACCCCCAGGUUCCCCUCCCCACAGCCAAUCCCCUUUCCUGGAUUUCUUAACUGCUCAAUUUUGACUCAAAGGUGCUAUUUACCAAACACUCUCCCUACCCAUUCCUGCCAGCUCUGCCUCCUUUUCAACUCUCCACAUUUUGUAUUGCCUUCCCAGACCUGCUUCCAGUCUUUAUUGCUUUAAAGUUCACUUUGGGCCCACAGACCCAAGAGCUAAUUUUCUGGUUUGUGGGUUGAAACAAAGCUGUGAAUCACUGCAGGCUGUGUUCUUGCAUCUUGUCUGCAAACAGGUCCCUGCCUUUUUAGAAGCAGCCUCAUGGUCUCAUGCUUAGUCUUGUCUCUCUUGUCUUCUUUAUGAUGUUCACUUUAAAAACAACAAAACCCCCGAGCUGGACUGUUGAGCAGGCCUGUCUCUCCUAGUAAGUAAAAAUAGUAGUAGUAUGUUUGUAAGCUAUUCUGACAGAAAAGACAAAGGUUACUAAUUGUAUGAUAGUGUUUUUAUAUGGAAGAAUGUACAGCUUAUGGACAAAUGUACACCUUUUUGUUACUUUAAUAAAAAUGUAGCAGGAUAAA